Messenger RNA from Plasmodium malariae, 1077 nucleotides. Its product is annotated as conserved Plasmodium protein, unknown function. The record is from RefSeq and is a predicted model, not a curated record. Bases 1 to 1077 code for a protein of 358 amino acids. Gene Ontology annotation, molecular function: calcium ion binding. Lineage: Eukaryota; Apicomplexa; Aconoidasida; Haemosporida; Plasmodiidae. The transcript has a single exon.
AUGGGAGAAAUAGAAAAUAACAGUCAUAAUAAUAUGAAACAUGAUGACAAUUUUGGGGUGCUAAUAAAAAAAAUAUGUAAUGAAUUAAAGAAAAGGGAUAAAAAUAAAAAUGGUUUAAUAACAUAUAAUACUUUUGUUGACGUAAUGGAUAUAUUUCAAAUUGAAUAUGGGAGCACCAUCAUAGAUUAUAUGAUGAAAUAUUGUGUUGUAACCGAAGAUGGAUUUGUAAAUUAUAAGAAAUUAUUGCUAAUUCAUGAUCCUUCAAAAACAAUUAAAAAUAAUUCUGAAUACGUAGAAGAGUCAAUAAACCCUAAAUUUAUAUAUAUGCAAGAUAAAUAUGAUGAUACUGAUAUACGUGUACAAGAAAAAAAUGAGAUUAUAAGAAAAUUAUAUUCACAAUGGGAUAAAUGUCUAUUAAAAGAUGAAGAAUUCAAAGCCAAGUUAAUUAAUAGAAAUAUUGACAUAACUCCAGAAUUCGAAAGGUCUUUAUAUUUAUAUGGACCAAGCAGAUCACUAAGUUUUGCAAAUGUAAUGAAAACAUUAUAUAUUAACAAUAGUAGAAACAGAAAAAGUAGGAACAAUUUUGUAAACAAAAUAAAGGAUGAAAAAUGUAGAAAAUUAAAUAUUGACGAAAGUGCUCAACAAUGCUUUCAGGAACUCCAUAGAAACCCUAUAGCGUGGAAAGAACCAAAUAUUAUGGAUGUUGAUAAUGUAAUUCAAAAUAUUGAAGUAAUUUCUAAUUAUUUAAUUGGAAAAGGGAAUUUUACCAUGAAUAAAGAAAUCAUAUCAAAAGACUUUUUUAAUAAUACAGUGAAAAAUUUAAUAAAAAAUUAUAUUACUAACAAAAUCUCGGAAAAUGAAUUCUACUUAUGCUUAUGUAAGCUGAAUAUAUCAGUAACUCCAGAAUUAAAUAACUUAAUUAAAUAUCAUGAAUUGGACAGUAAUGGAAAAUUUAAAGAUUUUGCCACAACAAUAAAUAGAUCUAUACAAAAGAAUACUUCACAGAAUUUGCAAAGAGGUAUGGAAUUAGAAACAGAUCAAAAAAAUGAAGAUUCAAACACGAAAUUUCCCUUUUAA